AUGUCUGGCGAGCUUAUAAAGCUGUGGAUCGGAUCCAAUGCGUGGUAUGAUAGUCCGGUCAAGAGUUACUAUUAUCUCCUGAAGUUUCUUUUGGUGGGAGACAGCAGAGUCGGAAAGGGGGAAAUCUUGGACAUUCUGCAAGACGGAUCAGUAGAGUCCCCCUAUGACUAUCACAGGGGGAUUGAUUACAAGAGCACCACAAUUCUGCUGGAUGGGAGGAGAGUGAAAUUAGAGUUAUGGUUCACAACAGGACAAGGCAGAUUCUGCGCCAUCUUCAGGUCUUACUCUCGUGGGGCACAGGACAUACUGCUCGUGUAUGACAUCACUAACGGCUGGUCAUUUGAUGGAUCUGGGAAAUUGAUGAGGAAAUUCCAUCAGCACGCCCCUGGUGUACCCAGGAUCCUAGUGGGCAACCGGCUGCACCUGGCUUUCAAGCGACAGGUGCCAACGGAGCAGGCAAGGGCGUAUGCAGAAAAGAACAGCACGACAUUCUUUGAGGUCAGUCCGCUGUGCAACUUCAACAUCAUCGAAUCCUUCACAGAACUUUCACGCACUGUGCUGAUGAGGCACAGGAUGGAGAAAUUCUGGAGGACCAACAGAGGUCCAUCCAUCCAUCCGUCGUCAAACGCUUAUCCUGCGUACAGGGUUGCGGGGGCCCAACAGAGGUGA
This is a messenger RNA of Micropterus salmoides (largemouth bass), 669 nucleotides long. Its product is annotated as ras-related protein Rab-40C-like. NCBI's taxonomy places the organism in Eukaryota, Metazoa, Chordata, Actinopteri, Centrarchiformes, Centrarchidae. The transcript is spliced from 5 exons. Gene Ontology annotation, molecular function: GTP binding; GTPase activity. The record is from RefSeq and is a predicted model, not a curated record. Gene Ontology annotation, cellular component: plasma membrane; endosome; synaptic vesicle. Gene Ontology annotation, biological process: protein localization to plasma membrane. The coding region runs from base 1 to 669 and encodes 222 amino acids.